Messenger RNA from Podarcis lilfordi (Lilford's wall lizard), 14201 nucleotides. NCBI's taxonomy places the organism in Eukaryota, Metazoa, Chordata, Lepidosauria, Squamata, Lacertidae. The record is from the annotation of a GenBank genome assembly.
AUGCGUAUCGCACCUGACAAGUGCACGGAGGGCGUCAGCCGCAUGACAAGCAAGGGGCAGACAGGUCCCUGCCCCAAGGAGAAUACAGUCCAAGCGAGGACAAUGGGAGUGAGCAGGCAAGGAGGCAAAAAGAAGGAGGAGAGGGAGGGACAAUCAAGGAAGGGGGUGAAAAAUCACAGAGAGGCGUGAAGGUUAGGGGAGGGACAGGUAACAAUGAGGUGGGAAUCAGCAAAUAAAAUCACACAAAUCUGAGCCAUCACCUCUGUCAUAAGAAGAGCCUGCUAAAUUAGGUCAAUGGCCCACCUAGACUAGCAUCUUGUUCUCACAGUUAAGAAGGACUUGGCCUGACCCAGACAUGAGGAUCUGGUCCAGUGCUGGGUGCGCCACCUAGUGAAUAAUAAUAAUAAUAAUAAUAAUAAUAAUAAUGAUAAUAAUUUCUUAUUUAUACCUCACCCAUCUGGCUGGGUUUCCCCAGCCACUCUGGGCAGCACCCAACCGAAUAAUUAAAACAUAAUACAGCAUUAAACAUUAAAAACUUCCCUAAACAGGGCUGCCUUCAGAUGUCGUUUAAAAGUAAGAUAGUUGCUUAUUGCCUUGACAUCUGAUGGGAGGGCGUUCCACAGGGCGGGUGCCACCACCGAGAAGGCCCUCUGCCUGAUUCUCUGUAACUUUGCUUCUCGCAGUGAGGGAACCGCCAGAAGGCCCUCAGCACUGGACCUCAGUGUCCGGGCUGAACGAUGGGGGUGGAGACGCUCCUUCUGAUAUACUGGGCUGAGGCCAUUUAGGGCUUUAAAGGUCAGCACCAACACUUUGAACAGACUCCUAACUCCUUGGCUGAAAAGGGAGAGAGGGUCCCAUUAAUCUUAUGAGGACCUUGGCUGUCACAUGGCAAGCCAGUGUCAGUAAGUCACACAGUUCAAAGCUAUAGUUAACUAUUAGGGAAACAUGAGCUUCACAGACUAGACAGAGUUCCAGGCCUAAUGAGCUCAGCAGCUCAGGCCCUGUAGAUCUUACUCCAUGAAAUCAGUUGCUGAGACUAAAAGUCCCAGCCUCCCCACCGCUGUCAAAGUUGUCUCCUCUCCAGGGCUUCUUGCAAGAAAUCGGAGACUGUGCCUGCGUGUAGGCUGCCUAUGCUCUGGUCUUUUCAUCCCUCUUCUGGUUCUGCGAGACAGGAGGGAGGGGAGCUUGUCGUAGCAGGAAGAGGAGACCCCCAUGCCUAUACACUAGCCUGAUUCAUCUCUGCCUUUUGGCUUCCCUCCUCCCACUGUCCUGCUUCAGCUUCUGGUUCUUGAUUUCUCUCUGGCACAGACGCUCCCAGCUCACCAAGCCCUCUUACCCCUUCAGCUUCCAACAUCUCUUCUCAGUCUUCUCCCUCUGACCGCUGAUCGUUGCCCCAAGCUCUGAGCCUUUCCCCCUUUUGUUCCCCAUCUGGUUCCUCCCACCAUUCCUCUGCCAGUCCAUGACACUGGCAUUCUGUGUCAGGAGCUCGGCCUACACUCGAGUAGGACCCUGGCAGAGACACAUGCCUGACUGGCAUGUUCCCUCCCUCCUGGUCUUUCAUUCGGGAGCUUCAAAAGCUUUCUUCAGCCCGAACAUCACAGCGACAGAUGCCAACAGACACCGGCACACUUAGGGAUCUGCACAGUCUUCGCGGGUUGCGUAAUGGACCUCAGCAACUCAGCAUUUUGGCUAAUCUACUUUAUUUACAUAGAAACACACCCGGAGCACUGCAACAUGGCUCCCUCUCUCUCUAGCAUCAGACAGCAAAGAGGAAAAGAACAAAGGACAAUAGUCCCACUUCACAGAACACAGUAAGACAAACAUCCUGUCUCCGUCACUUCCCACUCUGUGGAGUCAAAACAUAUACCGUCAUGUGAUAGACAACAAUCUCAUGACUGCAAUCACGGAGCAGGAAUUCUAACAUUCUGCAGCCCAGAAGAAGUUUCUCCUGCAGUGAAAAGCAGGAAUAAGCAAAGGCCCAUUAAGCUUAUGGCCUUGAAGAGUGGGAAGCCGGUAAACCUCAUUAGCUAAAGAGGCUAGUUGUACUUUGGCCGGGGACUUCUGUUCCCCAGGGGGUUUCUAUUGUGGAGGUGGCCUCUGGCUGCCUCUGCUCUAGGCGCAUUAGUCUGAUGCUCCUGCGAGCAUGUCUUAUUUCAUCUCGCAUUGCCAGGCAAUUUGGCCAUCUCUAGGCUUCAUGCAGCAGGAUUCUCCCAGUGCCUGCCAGUUGACUUCCCAGGUUCCUGCAUCGCCAUAAAUUCUCACAACUUUCCCGUGCUUUGGGCAUUCCCUGGAUAUCUGCCAGGUGUUCCGUACUGGAGAGCUGGUGGGAUGUGCAGUAGUCAAGACUGCCCUGCAGGAGCCUGGAGAGACCCCAGUUUGACUCUUGCCACAGAAAUAAGCUCACUAACUGAACUUAGGCAAGGCAUGUUCCCUCUCCCUGACCCUUUCUCUUAGCCUCAGUCUUCACAUCUGCAAUAUGGGGAUAAUAAUGCCAGCUUACAUUUACAUGGUUUCUGUAAAGUGUAGGAGUGCAAAUAUCCAGAGUGUGGGGUCAGGUGGGAUUACUAUGAGGAAUUAUAAAAUAUGCAUCAAGCCAUCGUGUCCACGAUGAAUGCAUUGUGUUGACUGGGUUUGAUACAUUGGCAAUAAUUUCUGAUCAAAUCCCACAACCCUCUGCAUCUCUGGCCAUUUCCUCUACUGCCCAUUUCUCUUGCUUGACAAGUCAUGUACACACUUAAGACAGGCAGACGUCCUGGGUCAUCAAAGACAGUGGGCAGUUUCUUUGAUGUAGCUUUUCUGAUAUGUUAAUCUUAGGAUGUUAAUCUUAGGGCCAGGAAACAGGUCUCACAUAACGGUGAUAAUGAUCGCUGUCCUCUUGGCCAUCCUUCUUAUCAUGUGUAUUGAUUGUUUAUGACCUCCGGGGUUGCUGAAUGCACUCCUUUGUAGUUUUCAUUCAUUUACCCCAAAAUAUGCAUGCUUAACUAAUGUUUGUAGUUUAACUUUGUCCCCACGUGGGGUUUGUUGAAAUGCUCAGAAGAAAUCUGAUUGGUUCUUACGAACACUCUGUAAAAAGUUCUUUUGUGAAUAAAACAACCUGGGCCGAGGGGUGGAGAGAUCAGACAUUAUUAUACGCACCCUUCCCAGAGUCUUGCUGGUUCAAGCCUCUGUGUGUAUUCUUAUUAAUCAGAGUUCUUUAAUCCUUCCUUUACUUUGGGAACGCCUCAGUAAAGGUUUUUGAGAUGAAAUGUGUGUGAAAUGCUUUGAAAGGUAGGGCAUUAAUUCUGGGCAUCAGGUUAUAGUUGAGCUUUGAUGUCCGUCCUUAACUGUUGACAUGCAGUUAAUAUCUGGGGGCAUUUGAUAACUGACCUUCAGUGAUUCUCAGCAUUCAAGGCUGGUUCUUGCCAACUCAUAACAUUUGGUUUCCAUUUCAGCCUCAGUCCAAGGCCGGACGCAAACCCAGGCGGAGGAGAGACUCUUCAAACACCUUUUCAAUGCAUACAACAAGUGGUCCCGGCCAGUCCCCAAUACCUCUGAUGUCGUUAUUGUCAGGUUUGGGCUGUCCAUUGCUCAGCUGAUUGACGUGGUAUGUGUCCUGUUCACUCACCUCACUGCUCUUUGCAAAAAAACAAAAGCAGCUGCACAGAAAUGUUUCCCCUAUAUUGGAAAAGGCAAUGUGAAAAUGGAGUGUGGGCGGGAGAGAAAAAUACUUACCCAUUCAGAGUGAGGGUUUUCCCACCCUCACUCUGAACUGGCUUCGUGGUGGCAUACAGCCCAAUCUGAUGUAUGUGUUGUUAUUUUUUUCUAGAUGACUAUGCACUUUGCUGCAUAAAAACGUUAUGUGUUGGGAUAGAUAUGUAUUGAAGAAACUGCACCUGGCUGCAGUUGACAGGAAGUAGACAGAGAGAGAGAUUGCCCUUCAGAUGGAAAGCAAGGCCAGUUUGAAGAGAUAACCUUGUUCUCAGAUAUCAAGUAGCAGGCCGUAGAGCUCCUCACUCUGGUUUAAGAGGAGUACAUGUGUGAACACAAACAUAGGGAGUUGCCGUCUACUAACUCAGACCCUUGGCCCCUCUAUUCUAGUAUCGACUAUAUAUUCACUGGUCUUCAAGCUGGUCUUUGACCGUAAUAAAUUAUCUAUCUAAUUAUCUAUCUAUCACUGGUCUUCCACUUGUUCUGACUCAUCUUUGCAAGUCUUCCUUGCAGAUCCUGAGGGCAGAACCUGGUUCCUUCUGCAUCCAAAGCAGCUGUUCUGCCACUGAGCUUUGGCUGAGCAUAGGGUCCCCAUAUCAUUCUAAUAUCAGAUCUCCCUCUUUCCAGGCCUGGAUGCAGUGAGAGCAGAGGACUCUGGUCCCAGAUGACCUCUUUAAUUAGCAUUCAUCUAGAUUUCUUUGUGGGAAGGUUACAUAACAUGGCCCACAUUCCCCCAUAAUUUCCCUUGCUGCAGAAAAGGCGUUUUUGCCUUUUGCCUUUUUGGGAACAGGCUUUGAUGCACAGGCGCCAAAUCCACUUCAACGGGGCAACCUGAAUUGGCUGGUUUGUGAUUUAGAGUGGUACCUUGGUUCUCAAACUUAAUCCGUUCUGGAAGUCCGUUCCAAAACCAAAGCGUUCCAAAACCAAGGCGUGCUUUCCUUUAGAAAGUAAUGCAAAACGGAUUAAUCCGUUCCAGACUUUUAAAAACAACCCCUCAAACAGCAAUUUAACAUGAAUUUUACUAUCUAACGAGACCAUUGAUCCAUAAAAUGAAAGCAAUAAUCAAUGUAGUGUACUGUAAGAUAAAUAAGACAAGAUUGUAGAUGAUAAAAAUUAAAAUUAUUCUUUUUCCUUACCUGCACUGAUGACAGUCAUUGUUUGGGUGAGGCGCUUUUAUCCAUUUUCACAGUCACACAAUCAAUCCAUCAAUCAAUCAAUCAAUCAAUCAAUCAGUAGCUGAACUGGAUUCCGCACAGUCACAAAAACAAAUGAACUGAAAAAGCCUCAAAAACAAAAACGCAAAAUAAAUAGCAAAAACAAAAGCACCAAACUUAAUCCGUUCUGGAAGCCAAAAUGUUCAAAAACCAAGGCACAGUUUCUGAUUGGGGCAGGUGCUUCGGAAACAAUAACCGACAGCCACUUGGGAGGUUCGGCUUCCGAAAAACAUUUGAAAACCUGAACACUUACUGCCGGGUUUUCGGUGUUUGGGAAGCAAGGCGUUUGAGAAUCAAGGCGUUUGAGAACCAAGGUACCGCUGUAAUCCCAUCCACAAAAUAGAGACAACAGCUUCUGUUUGCAGCUUUGCGUUUCUUUCAAACAAUCUCUCUCUCUCUCUCUCUCUCUCUCUCUCUCUCUCUCUCAUUGUCUGCAAAUCUAGGAUGAGAAGAAUCAAAUGAUGACCACAAACGUUUGGCUCAAGCAGGUAAAGUGCGAUGGGAGUUAAAGGCAGGGAGCGCAACGCAAACUCUAGCAAAGUUUUGGGGGUGUAGAGACGGAAGGGACCCAAGAGUCCUCUUCUCCAACCCUUUCCAAUGCAGGAAUAAAGAUAUACUGCAUUUCUCUGUGUAUAAGACGGUGUUUUUCGCUUUAAAAAAUUAGGCAAAAAUUGGGUCUCGUCUCAUACAUGGAUAGUGAACGCAGAGGGGGGAUGUGAGAUUAAUGGCAGCAGCAAGCAGGAGAUUGGCAGUGGCGAUAGGGCGAGUGAUUGGUGGCUGCAGCAAGUGGGCGGGUGGGCUGCAAGCAGGCAGACAAUUGGUGGCUGCGGCAAGGUGUGUGAUCGGCAGUGACUUUGGCAAAUGAUCGGCAGUGGCUGGUAGGUGGUUGAGUGAUUGGCGGAAGUGACCUCCCCCCCCCCAAAAAAAGCUAAACAACUUAAUUUCUGAAUUUUGGGUUUUAAAAAAUAGGAGUCGUCUUAUACACGGAAAAAUACAGUGCAGUCAUAACUCUUGUUACGUUCGGUUCAGGUUACGUUCUUUCAGGAUACGUCCCGCGGCAACCCAGAAGUAACGGAACGGGUUACUUCCGGGUUUCACCGCUCGCGCAUGCGUUCAAAAUGAUGUCACACGCAUGAGCAGAAGCGGCGCAUCGUGAUCCGUGCACAAGCAGACGUGGGUUGCGUUCAGCUUAUGUUGCGAAUGGGGCUCCGGAACGGAUCCCAUUUGCAACCAGAGGUACCACUGUAAUAAUAAUAAUAAUAAUAAUAAUAAUAAUAAUUUAUUAUUUAUACCCUGCCCAUCUGGCUCGGUUUCCCCAGCCACUCUGGGCAGCUCCCAAUCAAGUGUUGAAAACAAUACAGCAUUAAAUAUUAAAAAUUUCCCUAAACAGGGCUGCUUUCAGAUGUCUUUUAAAGAUAGGAUAGCUGCUUAUUUCCUUGACAUCUGGUGGGAGGGCGUUCCACAGGGCGGGCGCCACCACCGAGAAGGCCCUCUGCCUGGUUCCCUGCAACCUCACUUCUUGCAAUGAGGGAACCGCCAGAAGGCCCUCGGCGCUGGAUCUUAGUGUCCGGGCUGAACGAUGGGGGUGGAGACGCUCCUUCAGGUAUACAGGACAGAGGCCGUUAGGGCUUUAAAGGUCAGCACCAACACUUUGAAUUGUGCUCGGAGACGUACUAGGACACUGUACUCUAACACUAAGCCCAACACAGGGUUUACUUUUUGCCAGGUCUUAUUCAAGGCUCUCACAAUGCAACUUGGUGUCAGAUAAGGAACUGGAAGCAAGCCCUGUAGGUAAAGCAUGAGACCCUUAAUCACAGGGUUGUGGGUUUGAGUUCCACAUUGAGCAAGAGAUCCCUGCAUUCUAGGAGACUGGACUAAAUGUCCCUUUUUGUCCCUGCCAGCUCUACAGUUCAACAAUUCUAUUGCCAGCUCUACAGUUCAACUUCAGCCUUGUAGAGAUGGUCCCCUAGACUCCCACGCCUUGAAGUUUCCAGCCAUGGAAAACUAUUGGCCUGGGGGGUCUUAAGCUGAGCAGCUGUUAUCCCCCCCUCUCCUGUGCCCCUCUUAUAAAGGUUGGCAUUAAGGCUGUAAGACUGAAUUCAACAGGACGUUCUUCUGAGUAGACAUAGGCUUUGCACCUUCGUCCACUAAAACAGUGUUAAUCCGUGCUCGCGCAGGUGUCCGCAAGCCUUGCGCACCCGGGGAUCUCCCCGGGAGCGCAAGGCUGCGGGCGGCAGUCUGCAGCGCGGAGCACGGGGCGCCCUCCGGAGGACGCCCCGUGCUCAGCGCAGGUGUCGGCAAGCCUUGCGCACCCGGGGGAUCUCCCCCUGGGAGCGCAAGGCUGGCGGGCGGCCCCCGGCAGCGCGGAGCACGGGGCGCCCUCCGGAGGACGCCCCGUGCCUCGCGCAGAUGUCCGCAAGCCUUGCGCACCCGGGGAUCUCCCGGGCACGCAAGGCUUGCGGGCGGCAGCCUGCAACGCGGAGCACGGGGGCCCUCCGGAGGACGCCCCGUGCUUCGUGCAGGUGUCUGCAGCCUGCCGCCCGGCGCGUGGGGCGCCCUGAAGCAGAGCGCCCCUCACGCCGGGCAGACAUCGGCCAGCCCCACAAGCUCGGGGGACAACGGGAGGCGCAGCGCCGCCAUCCCACUGUUCCCCGACCUGGUUUUGGGUAACUUAUUUUUUAAUAACUAAGAAUGUUAAUAAACGGAAAGAAGAUAAAGUCCCUAACAUAGAAGAAUGGCAGAUUAAGGUGAUGGAUUUAUGCCGAAAUGGCUAAAAUGACUGGAAGAAUCAGAAAUCAGGAAGACCAAAAUUUUAAUAAGGAAUGGGGGAACUUUAUAACCUAUUAUCCUAAAAGGUGCAGGAGGAAAUUAUUAACAAUAGGACCCACAAAGGGGAGGAGGGGAGUCCAAGAGAUUCUUUGGAAUCUUGUUUCUAUGUUGUACGUUCGAUAUGUGACUGCAAAGUUUUAAUCUGAAAAACAAAAACAAAAAAGUAUCAAAAGAAGUGAAUAAGUCGAUCAAUGUGUGCUUCAAUGUGAAGAAUAUGCACAUCUCGGAAGUGAAUAAUGAGCCCAGGAUUGAUUCUUUGCCACCAGGAAUGGAAUGACUACAAGCUGCAGUGGAACCCAGUGGAUUUUGACAACGUCACUUCCAUCCGAGCGCCUUCUGAGAUGAUCUGGAUCCCAGACAUUGUGCUGUAUAACAAGUAGGUGCUUGGGCCAACAGGGAAAGGGGGAGCAGCUCAUUGAUUCAACAACGCCCCUUAAAAAUAUGCCGCGGGAAGUCCUUGUCCAUUCAGCACAUCGUUAAACUAUGGAACUCACUGCCACAGGGAGUUAGUGAUGGCCACAAACCCAGGUGGCUUUAAAAGAGGAAGAGCCAAUUUCGUGGAGGAGGAGAGGGCUAUGGAUAGCUGUUGGAGACCAGUUUCUGGAAACCACAGGAGGGGAAAAGUGGUCCCGUGUUCGAAUCCAGCUUGCGGGUUUCCCCAUAAUAGGCAUCUGGUCUGUGAGAACAGGAUUCUGGACUAGAUGAGCCAAUGUUCUUAAGCAUUCGCGCACGGGGAUUAAUCUGAGACAGGCCUCAGCAGGAGUAGCUCAGCACCAGUCAAGCACAUAAGAAAAGCCUUGCGAGAUCUAGUCCAGCAUCCUGUUCUUGCAUUGGCCACACAAAUGCCAUAAAGGGAAGCCUGAAAGCUGGACCCAACACUGUGGGAAUGUCCAGGGAGGCAUAUAUCCUUUCCAACUUGUAUUAACAAGUUCUAUAGUUUAUCAGAGUAACAUUCCCCCUUUAAAACUUGCGCAGCGGAUAGUGUUUGCCAGGCUUGUAUAAGCCUCUAAAGUAAGUUUCCUUGGUAAUUCCCCUUUAAAGGUAAAGGGACCCCUGACCAUUAGGUCCAGUCGUGGCCGACUCUGGGGUUGCGGAGCUCAUCUCGCUUUAGUGGCUGAGGGAGCCGGCGUACAGCUUCCAGGUCAUGUGGCCAGCAUGACUAAGCCGCUUCUGGCGAACCAGAGCAGUGCACGGAAACGCCGUUUACCUUCCCGCCGGAGCGGUACCUAUUUAUCUACUUGCACUCUGACGUGCUUUCGAACUGCUAGGUUGGCAGGAGCAGGGACCGAGCAACGGGAGCUCACCCCGUCACGGGGAUUCGAACUGCUGACCUGAUCGGCAAGCCCUAGGCUCUGUGGUUUAACCCACAGCACCACCUGUGUCCCUUACACCUUCACGGGUAAGAAUGCAAUAAAAUAAAUAAGUAAGCAAACAAGCUAGGAACCCACAGCACCACCCGCGUCCCUAAUUCCCCUUUAGUCCCUCCUUAAAAGAAAUAGACACGACACAGUCUUCUAUAAUAGAGUUUACUCACUCACUUCUAUAAGUGCAGUAGAGGGUGUGUGUGUGUGUGUGUGUGUGUGUGGUAACUCCACUUUUAAAAAAUGUGUGAGAAAUGCAGUAUGCUCUGUCGAAGGGCAGCCUUGUGGGGAGAUGCUCAGUCUGUGCACAUGGAAGAAGUACCUGCUAUUAUGACUUCUUGCGCAAGCAGUGUCCCAAUAAUGGCUUUGUUCCAUUGGCUGGUGUUCUGCUGCCAUCCAGUGGUACUUACGAAAAUAUUUCAGGCCAAAGGGGACUUCUCAAUCUGUUUUCCAUCCACCGCAGCGGAAGACCCAAAGGAAAACCACAUCAAAAGUCCCAGCAAAGGCCAGCUAAAUAAACAGCAUCCUCUGUAUCUACUAGGCUAGUUAUCACUUUAGCAAAGAAACAAGUGAGGUUAAUCGCUGGGUGUUUGGUUGCUAAUAAUAACAUAAUAAGCCACCUUUGCUGUGGUGGCAACCUGCACCUCCAUGGAAAGGGAGGCAUCGAAGGUUACACCCAAGCUCUUGACAGAAGGCGCUGGCACUAAUUGAGCCCCCGCAAGAGAUGGGAGUUGGCCCCCCAACCCCAUGUCGUCCCGACCCAGCCAGAGGACCUCUGUCUUCGAAGGAUUUAAUUUCAACCGGCUCCCACGCAGCCAUCCAGCCACAGCUUCCAAGCAUCUGGUCAGUGUGUCUGGGGCCGAGUCGGUGUGGCCAUCCAUCAACAGAUAGAGCUGAGUGUCAUCAGCAUAUUGAUGACAACCCAGCCCAAAGCUCCGGACAAUCUGGGCAAGGGGGCACAUAAAAAUAAUGAAAAGCAUCGGGGAAAGGAUUGCGCCCUGUGGCAGUCCACACACCAAGGAGUGCCACGGCGACAACUCCCUCCCUAGCGCCACCCUCUGUCCCCGACCUGAGAUAAAGGAGCGCAGCCAUUGUCGGACUGUGCCCUGAAUCCCCACGUCGGCAAGGCAGUGGUCUAAAAGUUCGUGAUUGACCGUAUCGAAGGCUGCUGACAGAUCUAAGAGAAUCAGCAGUCCAGACCUGUCUUGAUCCAAUUGUCUGCGGAGAUCAUCUGUUAGGGCGACCAAAGCCGUCUUGGUCCCAUAACCAGGGCAGAAGGAUCUGAUUUCUUUCCGCAGGGCCUGUAAGACAGAGUUGUUCCGCCUGGCCUUUGGCUUGGAGCCAAUUUGAUUCCCUCCCUCUCUUUCUUUUUUCUUUUCCUUCUCCUCCUGCAAGGAGGCUACAUUUUAAUAUUUUAAUGUUUCAAUAUUUUAAUGUUGUAUUUUAAUUUUGUUUUUAAGUUGUAAUCAUUCAACUUGUUUUUAUUAUUGCUAGUAAGCCGCUCUGAGCCCGGCCUUGGCUGGGGAGGGCGGGGUAUAAAUAAAAAUUAUUAUUAUUAUUAUUAUUAUUAUUAUUAUUAUUAUUAUUAAAAGCCAGACUGAAAUGGCUCCAGAGCCGAUGUUUCAUCCAGAAACCUACCAAGCUGUUCGGCAACCGCUCUGAAGUAUAAGCCAAGAAAAGAUAGGAAGAAUGAAAUAAAGAAAGAAAUGUAGAGCGGAAUAAGUAUUGUAUAUAAGUCAGCAGGGAAUUGAUUGUGAGGGUCAUGAUUUUAAGGAGAAGUAGAAUUGCUUAGAAAAGCUUAUAAAUUAGAUUUUGUGUUAAGUUUAUAAAACCAAUCACAAUCAUACGUUAGAAAUAAUAGAUUUCCCGCCCCCAUAACCCCUCUCUCUGUGGGAUGUAACAUAGGCAGUCAAGUACAACAUUUCCUGUUUCCUAGAGUGUACACGCAGGGGAAUGCUGCUCCAGCCAGAAGGACUUCCUGUCACACCUGGUCUGGAGCAUCACCCCCCUCUGUGUGACCAGGUAGAUGGGUGUGACCCUGGGAGACCCUAUAAAAGGGCUGGUCACGCAGCCAUCUACUGCCUCCUUCAAUUUAUUCCAUUUUGAUGUAUUUUGCUGUCUGCUGGUCCUCAGCCAGCAGCACAUGGGCUCAUUUCCCUACAUGGGAUAAACUCACACUCUCUUCUGUAACUACAAGCUAAAGUCUGCCUUCAGGGAACCUACUGUGAACUGAAUGUGAGUCAACUUCUUAUUACUUUAAAAAGAAGACUGUUGUGUCUUUAUUCUUUUUAAGAGGGAUCAAAGGGGAAUUUACCAGGAUCAAACCCAAUCUGGACAAGCCGGACUGGAUUGCUUAAGUGAAGAGAUUCAAGAGAAUCUACCAACUAGCUUCCUGCAAUAUACUGGAGAAUGUACUGUGCUACUCACUAGUGUGAGUGAGGAAGGAUAAUAUUUAAUCAAUAUAUUUCUCCUACUAUUGAGCGGCAAGGAUCCUAAUUGCUAAAAUCUGGAAAAAAGAAACUGUGCCAACAGAAAAGGAAUGGCAAGACAAACUGUUAGAGGAUAUUGAAUUGGCUAGAUUAACAGAUGCAAUUAGAGAUCACACUAGACAAGAGUUUAAAAAAGCACGGGGGAAAUGCAGAGAAUACUUCACAAAACAGUGCCCUAAAAUACAUACCUGGACUUGUUUUGAUUAAUGACUGCAGGAGACUUUGUGGAUAUUUAAGUUAUAAUUAGAAAAAUCUUAAUAAUUACUCAUAAAGGAAACAGUUUAUAAGAAGUAAAUAAGGAGGCCGGAUACACGAUAAAGGAAGUCUUUUAUUUGGUUGUUUGUAUUGUUGUAUGUUAUGCUUAUUGUAUGUUAUGUUCAUGUUUAACGAGGGUGGAUUUCUGUAUUGGGGGGUUAUGUUAUGUUGUAAAUAAAAUUUCCAAUAAAAAUUUAUAAAUACGUAUUUCUCCUACUAUCCACAACAUUCCCACACUCUCCUCCCCGUUGCUCCUUCAGUGCCGACGGGGAGUUUGCCGUGACGCACAUGACGAAGGCUCACCUCUUCUCCAACGGCAGCGUGAAGUGGACCCCUCCGGCCAUCUACAAGAGCUCGUGCAGCAUCGACGUCACCUUCUUCCCCUUUGACCAGCAGAACUGCAAGAUGAAGUUCGGCUCGUGGACGUACGACAAAGCCAAGAUUGACCUGGAGAGCAUGGAGCGGCAGGUGGACCUCAAGGACUACUGGGAGAGCGGCGAGUGGGCCAUCAUCCACGCUGUGGGCACCUACAACACUAAGAAGUACGACUGCUGCACUGAGAUCUACCCUGACAUCACGUACAGCUUCGUCAUCCGGCGCCUGCCCCUCUUCUACACCAUCAACCUCAUCAUCCCCUGCCUCCUCAUCUCUUGUUUGACCGUCCUGGUCUUCUACCUGCCCUCUGACUGCGGGGAGAAGAUCACCCUCUGCAUCUCCGUCCUCCUGUCCCUCACUGUCUUCCUCCUCCUGAUCACCGAGAUCAUCCCGUCCACCUCCCUGGUCAUCCCACUGAUCGGAGAGUACCUCCUCUUCACCAUGAUCUUCGUGACGCUCUCCAUCGUCAUCACGGUCUUCGUCCUCAACGUCCACCACCGCUCGCCCAGCACCCACAAGAUGCCCCAAUGGGUCCGCGCCGUCUUCCUGGACUUCAUCCCCAGGUGGCUCUUCAUGAAGAGGCCCCCGGUGCUGACGGCGGGGCUCAGGGUGUCCAGCGAAGAGGUGAUCGGGCAGUACGACGCGCCUCCGGCCAAUCUGAGCACCUCCCGGUGCUGGCUGGAGACGGACGUGGACGAGAAGUGGAACGAAGACGACGGCGGCGGUGGCGGCAGUGAGGAGAGGCGGAGGGCCGGUCGCCUGCCCCUCCAAGGCACCUGCCCCCACCACUGCCUCCAGUACCGUUACACCUGCGCCCGGCACCUGGGGAGGGGCUUCGUGGAACUGGUUCGGCGCCCGGCCACCAAAGCGGAGACCCCAACAUCCUCCGAGCAGGGGCUGCAGCUGUCUCCAAGCGUCUUGAAAGCCCUGGAAGGGGUGCACUACAUCGCCAACCACCUGCGGGCCGAGGAUGCUGAUUUCUCGGUGAGUUGUUGACUCUGGGAACCGAAAAGCUACCUUGUGGGGUUAGUACCCAGCGUCCCCCACCCCAGGCCCACUGUUGGGUUCUUAACACAAGCAAACAGUUCCCUCUAGACAUCAGGAACAGGGUUUCGCGGUAGUAGCGUCCACCCUGAGGCGUUCCCAAAGUAAAGGAAGGAUUGAACUCUGAUUAAUAAGAAUACACACAGAGGCUUGAACCAGCAAGACUCUGGGAAGGGUGCGUAUAAUAAGAAUUCCUGUCCACCCUCCGGCCCAGGUCGUUUUAUUCACAAAAGAAUUUUUUUACCGUGUUCGUAAGAACCAAUCAGAUUUCCUCUGAGCAUUUCAACAAACCCCACGUGGGGACAAAAUUACACUACAAAAGCUAAUUAAGCAUGCAUACUUCUGGGGUAAAUAAAACAAAACUACAAAGGAGUGCAUCUAGCAACCCCGGAGGUCAUAAACAAGCAAUAUAUGGAAAGGAGGAUAGGGAUCUUUAUCACCUUCAAGUGAAAGUCUGUUUCCUGGCCCUAAGAUUAACAUAUCAGAAAGGCUACAUCAAAGAAACUUGCCCACUAUAUUUUAUGGCCUAGGAUGCCUGGCCCAGGGAGGGUGCCACAACUGAAAAGGCCCUCUGGUUCCCUGUAACUUUGCUUCUCACAAUGAGGGAACCGCCAGAAGGCCCUCGGCGCUGGACCUCAGCAUCCGGGCAGAACGAUGGGGGUGGAGACGCUUCUUCAGGUAUACAGGUAAAGAGACCCCUGUAGGAAAACUCUUGCACAAUCUGCUAGAUGUGCUGUUUCAGGACCCAAAGGGAUGUCCAGGCAUUGUAGAGACCUGCUGGUCAAGGAGGUGUGACUUCAUGGUUUCUCCUAUGCUUGCAGGUGAAGGAAGACUGGAAGUACGUUGCCAUGGUGAUUGACCGCAUGUUCCUCUGGAUGUUUGUCAUUGUCUGCUUGCUGGGGACGAUUGGCCUCUUCCUCCCACCUUUCCUGGCGGGGAUGAUCUAG